AUGUCGUGCUACACAUUCGACCCAGAGAAGCAAGUGCCGAAGGGUCAAGACAUCCUUCCCCGCAUCUUGGGCAAGCAUCACGUGGGCAGAGCUAAGCACCAGGCCAAGCAGGAGGUGACAGUUGAGACACUGACCCCGAUCGAGGAAGAGAGUUGCUUGGUACGCACGAACGCCGAGAUCAAUGCAGAGUGGCACCAGAUGGACUUGUUGGCCCUGGCCGCCCGGGCCUUCCUCGCCGCCGAGGGUGUCACCUUGCCCGAGAUGUUGGCGCUGGCCGAUGAGAUCGAGAAGAAGCGGGAAGAGGAGAAGGUGGCCUUCGAGGCCUUCAAGAAGACCUUGCGCAUGAGCGAUGAGAGCUUUUGGACGGCCUUUUACUCAACACGUGGAGUCACCACGCAGCAUUUUCAGAGGUUGAACCAUGUCGCACGUCCCAUCUCCUCCCAUCUCAAUUUGUCAUCCUCUGGCCCACGGCUUCCUGGCAACCGUGGAAAGGCCAUCCUGCUUCCCUUGGCACCUUCCGCUGAUGCCUCGCUUCGGCCCAUCUCCGGUGGUGGAAAGGCCAUCUUUCAUGCCGUGGAAUCCGCUGCCGCCGUCGGCGGCGAGACCGGCGAGACCGAGGACGUCUCGCUACGCUGGAGACGUUUCGAGGUGCCAAAUCUCCGGAGCUAUGUCAACUGUCCCGUGUGGACCGCUGACCUCGAGGCGUUGAAGUGCGAGGAGGCCGAGGAAAUCUCCAGGCUUUUGACACAUCCGGAAGAGGCGGACUUGGCGUCCCAGCGGUGGCCCAGUGGCUUGAGCCCAAGCAGGCGAAGUUCCAACAUGCCUUGGCCUUCCGGAGCGCUGCAAGGCUACCUGAAGGCUCACGAAGACCUUCUUUGGCGGUUUCAUCGAGGAGGAGGGAUGGGAAGCCAGGACAAGGCGUUGGUGUAUGUGUGCACAGGCAUGAGCUAUUGCGGUGGCCAUGGAGAUCGACUGAAUGGGAUGCUUGGCGCCUUCACCUUGGCCCUGCUGUCGGGCAGAGCCUUUUUCAUCGAUUCCCAACGGCCCGUGCCCUUGAGCUUAGUCCUUCAACCCAAGACGUCUCUGGACUGGCGCAUGUAUGGCUCCCUGGCAGUGCUGCCAGCGGGGUUCAACUUCAACGACAACCUGGCAGCUUUUGAGACGGACCCGCGCCGGGUCCUGGAGAGCCAGGAGAAGGUCUUGCGCAUCGUCUCCAACCAACGAUUGACGCCAGCGGCCUUGAAGAGCUCUCCGCAGCGCGCGGAGGCUUUGGGCCUGUGGGAGCCGCGGCUGCACCAGCGCCUCUUCGAGCUCCUCUUCGAACCGUCGCCUGCUCUGCUGAAGCGUUUGCAGCAACGCCACUUGCCCGAAGGCCGUCUCAUAGGACUGCAUUUCCGGGCCGGUGAUCAAAUGCCCCAGCAUUGGAAGGAUCCACCUCGGCAUGCGCUGGCGCAGCUGGAGGAGUUCUUGAACUGCGCCGAGCAGCUGGAAAAAGAUCAAGGUUGGAAUGCGACCUUUCUUCUUUUCGCCGACACUGACAAAGUGACAGACCUGCCAAAGGUGCAGGAGCUGCAAGCCGAUGGAAAGCUGGUCCUCCCAGAGAGUGAUGGACUGGUGCACUUGGAUCGGUCGCCUCCGACCUUGACCGUCCGAGGCGUGUUGCAGACCUGGGCGGAUUGGUGGACCUUGGCCUUUGAUGUCGACGCGUUGGUGCUGAGCCACAGUGGCUUCGGCGCCACCGCCCUGGAGAUCGGCCCGGAGCGGCCGGCGGUUCUCGGCUCCAAAUGCAUCACAGCCGACGGCAGCACAGGUUGA
Messenger RNA from Durusdinium trenchii, 1815 nucleotides. The record is from the annotation of a GenBank genome assembly. Lineage: Eukaryota; Dinophyceae; Suessiales; Symbiodiniaceae.